Messenger RNA from Phascolarctos cinereus (koala), 2288 nucleotides. The record is from RefSeq and is a predicted model, not a curated record. NCBI's taxonomy places the organism in Eukaryota, Metazoa, Chordata, Mammalia, Diprotodontia, Phascolarctidae.
UCAGGGACAGUGAACAGAGUGCAUACUGUGCCAGGCCCUGGGCCAAGCCCCUGCCCUCAGGGGGCUUGCAAUCUAAUGGCGGGGCAUAUAUCUUUCAAAAUGCUGUACAGCCCUGGAGUUCGGCUGGGGGGUAGGGGCGGCCCGAGAGGAUACCGGGGAGGGAAGGCCUGGCUCCCCUCCCCCCUCCUUCCAGGGCUCCCAGCUGCUGCGGGGAGGGGAUCGAGGAAGGGCAGGAAGCCGGCGGCCCCCCCCAACCCCGGUUCCGGCGGAAAGGGGCCGCGGGCGCGGAUCGGGGCAUGUUCUUUCUUUCUCCUCCCAGGCCCUGCGCAGCAAUUAGGAAGGCUGUAAGACCCCGAGGCUCCCAGGGGAGGGAAGAGGGUGGCGGGUUCGAAUGCUGUUCCGAGUGCCUUCCUCUUCUGUAAAAAAAGGGCGUCCUGUCCCCCACUUCGUGGGUCAGGCUCCGCCUCCGGACAACUCCCGCACCCACGAGGAGCUCCUGAUGGGGUAAUCCGGGAAAGCCAGGCUGCCCCUCCCCGCCCCCAGCUGCCUGGAGGGAGUGCGCACGCGUGCAGCCUGCCCCCCCCGGGCGGGGGGGGUGGUGGCGGUGGGGUGGUGUCCCGGGGGCGGAGCCUCAGGCUCUCCCCCUCCUCGGCUCGGCCCCGCCCCUUCCCAUUCCCCAAAAGGAGCCCGGGCGGUGCUGCGGAACCCACGUGCACAGGGCCUUGUUUCCGGGCGGUGGGUGUGAGCACGUGACGGACCCGGCCGUUCCGGAGGCUCAGCAUGGUGGGCAAAGUGAGGCGGCCUCGGGCCCGGCUGCACGCAGCCGCGGUGAAGACGGCCCGUCCGGCCCCGAGCGCCAAGGAGGCAGAGGCAUCGGUGGCGGCGGCGGCGGCGACGACCACGACCGCGGAGGUGACAGCAUGGAGUGGAGCUGGGGGGACAGGACUGGGGCUUGGUGACCUCGGACAUCUUUGCUGGGACCACGAUCGACCCAAAGGCAUUGGUUCAGAAACUGGACUCGGACAUGAGAAGCAUCAUCUCUGCUGGAGCAGGGUCCUGGGGAGGGAGCGUCCUCAUCCGGCCUGGAAUGUGUGCCCAAGGCCAGUGCCAAGAACGAGUCCUGUAAAAGAGAAGCAGCAGCUGUGAUCUGGCAAGCCCUGGAGAGGCCGCAGGCCAUUUUUGUUUUUGUACCUCCCCUAUUUUCCAGCGUAGCCCUCUCCCCCAGUCUGAUGUCAUCUGCAGGCUCUCCCUCUGCCAAGAGGGAGAGUGGAUCGCCAUGGCUGUUUUACCGUCUUUGUGGACUUUGCUUGGUACCACUGCCCGUCCCUCCGCGGCCUCUCUCUGAUCAUCACAUCCACAGGAAUGUGGCCUGACGUUCACGGACCACAGUCUGUUCACCCGCCGCCCCCAUCGAUGGGAACCUUCCUGUCUUCCGCUGCUUUGCCACCACAGAAGUAUCAGGAGGAACGUCUUGGUGCCUCUGGGACCUUUCCUUGACCUCCUUGGGAUAAAGGCCGCAGCGGGAUGUUCCUGCUUUUCUGGUGACCUCUGUGGGUGACCUGACAUCCCCUCUUCAUCCAGAGCUUAGUGUGGUGUGUGGUGGAGGAGCCUUGUGUGAGCCUGGCUGCCGCCUGGCCGUUCUGCAGGGUCUCGGUGCGCUAAUGAGCAGGUGCUGAAGCAAAGCCUGUUUUGUCCAAGAAAGAGAAGAUGAAGCUGCGACGGGCCAGGUGGCUCCAGAAAAUAGAUGCGAUCAAGGCGGCAGAAGAGACUCGCAAGGCGGAGGCGAGACGGAAGGCCACAGCCGUCGUGGGAGACCUGCACCCCCUCAUGGAGGCCUUGCCUGAGCUUUCGGAGCUGGUGACAGCCGGCCAGUCCAGGAGGAAGGUCAAGAGGUGUGUGCACGGUGCCCCAAGGCAGAAGGCUGAGCCCACAGAUUUCAGCCGCAUGACUCCGGCCCAGAAGCGCAAACUCCUAGAUGAUGAGAUGGUUCGGUUCCAGGAGGUAGUCGCCAGCCCUUCCUAUCAAGCUGACCCUCUGAGAGCCAUCGGCGAGCAUCUCUCCAAGAGGCUGAGACAGGAGGAGGGCAGGAGGCUCUAGGUCCAGAUGGCGGAGGCGGAGGCCGGACUCUUGUGUCUGUGUGUGGAGGCUGUGCCUGACUCCGGAAUGCCUAGGGCUCCUUGUGCCCCUGACCCUCCAGCAAGGGAGGGCGGCAAUGGUGGCCCAGUCCCACCUACCUCACAGGGAUGUUGUGAGGGGCAGCCAAUAAAGUGACCUCAGGGCUUCGGAAA